AUGAAAACACAGCUAAUAAUGAUCUACAGAUAUCAGAUGGCGGGAAAACUGUGUCCAGGUCAGAUAGGAACCAGAAUCGCCCAGAAACACCAGAGAGAUUCCAGAUUUGGUCUCAGGUGA
Staurois parvus is the source of this 120-nucleotide messenger RNA. The record is from the annotation of a GenBank genome assembly. Lineage: Eukaryota; Metazoa; Chordata; Amphibia; Anura; Ranidae.